Cryptomeria japonica (Japanese cedar) is the source of this 1907-nucleotide messenger RNA. RefSeq names its product omega-hydroxypalmitate O-feruloyl transferase. Lineage: Eukaryota; Viridiplantae; Streptophyta; Pinopsida; Cupressales; Cupressaceae. The record is from RefSeq and is a predicted model, not a curated record. The transcript is spliced from 3 exons. Bases 296 to 1621 code for a protein of 441 amino acids. Gene Ontology annotation, molecular function: acyltransferase activity, transferring groups other than amino-acyl groups.
UGUCUUUCGUCACGCAAUGUAGAGAAUCAUCAUACCCCAUUAUUUAUAUGCCUUCACCCUAUGCCCUUGUAUAAACUACCUCGGGAAGAAGAUUCAUAUCAAAUAGUUCCUUCAACCUCUCUGCCCUCUGCACAGUUUCAUAUUGGAUUGGUGGUGGGAUUUCAAGAACAGAUUCAGUGCUUUUCAUGAGCAGUUAAUGAAUUGCAGAAGAUACGAUCAAGCCUCCUGUUGAUUUAUUUGGGUGCCUCUCUUUUUUGGAGUUAUUGAAUUGCAUAGUUGUGUUCAAGCAGAUCAAAUGGAAGGAUUUGGAGUAGAUUCACAGCCUUCAGUGGAACUGAAUGUGAAGAGGCAGGAACCUACACUGGUCCAACCUGCAGAGCCCACAGAGAAUCAUGUCUAUUUUCUCUCUAAUCUUGAUCAGAACAUUGCAGUCAUUGUAGAAACAGUCUACUUUUUCAAUGCCCGGAAGGAUGGAAAUGGGUGGAGGGAAGAUGAAACGCCAAGUGAAGUAAUUAAAGAGGCUCUGAGAAAGGUGCUGGUACAUUACUAUCCUCUAGCAGGGAGACUGGGUAUCAGCGGAGAGGGCAAGCUCAAUGUCCAUUGCACAGGGGAGGGAGCUGUCUUUGUGGAAGCCGAAGCAGAUUGCUCACUCCAGGAUGUUGGGGACAUGGCAAAGCCCAAUCCUUCCACUCUCCAGAAGCUAGUCUACAACAUUACAGGCGCCAGAAACUUACUGGAAAUCCCUCCACUUGUUGCUCAGGUCACAAUGUUCAAGUGCGGAGGAUUUGUAUUAGGGCUAGGCAUGAACCACUGCAUGUUCGACGGAAUUGGGGCAAUGGAGUUCGUGAAUUCAUGGGCCGAAACAGCACGGGGGCUGCCUCUAUCAGUACCCCCAUAUAUGGACCGAUCCCUGCUGAAAGCCCGGUCCCCAACAAAAGUAGACUUCCCCCACAUGGAAUUCUCACAGCUAACAGAAAUCCUCAAUUCAAAUGGGGGAUACGAAACGGAGGAAAUGAAGUACAGAUCCUUCUGCUUCAGCCCAGAGAAACUGGACCAACUAAAGAAAUUGGCCAAGGAGGACGGAGCACUGAGCAAAUGCACCACAUUCGAAGCCCUGGCAGCGCUGGUAUGGCGGUCCCGCAGCAAGGCCCUGGAAAUGGCGGCAGAUCAGGAGACAAAGCUUAUGUUUGCAGUAGAUGGGCGUACCAAAUUCGAUCCUCCCCUACCCAAGGGCUACUUCGGGAACGGAAUUGUGAUCACAGCGGCUCUCUGCAAGGCCGGAGAAUUGGCGGACAAACCGAUGUCACACGCAGUGGGUCUGGUGCAAAAGGCAGUGACCAUGGUCACAGAUGGCUACAUGCGAUCCGCCAUUGAUUUCUUCGAGGAAACGCGGGCCAGGCCAUCUUUAACGGCCACUCUUUUGGUCACCACCUGGUCUCGAUUGGCGUUCCAUACCUCGGAUUUCGGGUGGGGAGAACCCAUUCAAUCUGGGCCUGUGACUCUGCCUGCUAAAGAAGUUGUUCUCUUCCUCUCUCAUGGCAGCCAACGCCAGAGCAUUAAUGUGCUUCUUGGCCUUCCCGAAUCUGCCAUGGACCGCUUCCAACAAUUCUUGCAGUUCUAAACCAGCUCCUUCUUCCCCACCCCCAUUUGCCGUUUCUCCUAAUAAGUUUUUCAAUGUUUCAUAUUUGUAUCCAGAUAGAUGAUUUGGUUAUUCUUGGCUUCUUAGAAUUGGAAUAAUCAGCGAGUUUUCGCUGUCAAUUUGGCUUUCUGUGAUCAGUUUAAUCGAAAUCCAAUAGCCUGUAAAAACCCCAUUUCAUUUCGACUGGGUUUUAACAUAUCAGGAAUAUUUACAGUUAAAUGGUAAGAAUGUUUCCGUUGAAUAUAAAUCUAUAUAAUAUUUUACAAUU